AUGUCAUUGCAAGUUGAUGAUAGCAGCCGGCGCACGCGCUCCCGUUCCCCGGGGCGCCGGAGAGGAGAUGACGAACGCGACCGGAGUCGGGUGCGCUCGUCUCAAAUAACCGAUGUCCCGUAUCCAAGCUCGACUGACGCUUACCGAAACCCUUCCUCCGCGGCGUACGAUUACGAGCGCUUGCCGGCUUGGCCGUCUGGAGAUGUCGUGGACGCGGACUAUUAUCCAUCUUCGCGGGGGCAGCCGACCGCCAGCCGGAGCGACGACCCUUAUGCUGCGGCGCGGCGUGAUGUACAGUAUGUUUAUGACUCCGAGCGCCGACACCACCGAGACGGCGAGUCGGAUGCGGAAGGUGGGCGCCACCGCAGCGACUCCGACCGCGAGACCGCAGCAGCUCGGGCCGCCCGACCCGACCUCUACCUCCCUCAAAAGUAUUCCAGCAACAUCAGACCGGUCGAGCCAGCCCUAUCUUCGCCCCGACACUCACGCGAUUCCUUUGGCAGCAAGGAUCGAGAUUCGGACAGGGAGCGCGAGCGCCGUAGGAAGAAGGAGAAGCUGGAGAAUGACUUGGCAUACGGAAGUCUGCCCGGUCCCUCUUCCAAGUCCAAACCCCACUCCUCUUCGUCGCCGCAUCGGGACAGUUAUGCCGCGCUGCCCGCUCCUCCCCACGGAAGCACUUACGUGACGGCCUCUAGCACCACGCUGGAUACGUAUGGCACCUCGUCAUCGCCUCGUCCAGACAGCUACGGGUAUUCUCAGCAAAGGCCGUGGGACGGCUCCAAACCCUCCCCGGAAGAGCCGCGGUACAGCGCGUCCCAUCUGGACAUCCAGGGGCCAAGUUCCCGUCCGGGCCGUGAGCCCAGCCCCGGCCCUGGGGAACCCCUCAAGUCGGCCAUGAAGCGCAGCCGGUCGCCUCAGCCCCCCACGCUGAGCAUGUCGACCCUGACGGUCCAGAACCCGAACCCGCACUACGCCGGCGCUCAGUCCGUCUCGGCCGCUCCAGCAUCCCCGCUGCUCGAAGCCUACCACGGGACCUACCAGUCCAUGUCCCCCAUGCCUUCGCCCUUGCUCUUCCCCACCAACAGCGGCAGCAACCCACAAAUCCUCGACGCUCUCUCGCCGCUCGAAUACGACGACGACCGGUCGGGCGACAAGCGUCGGGCUCGCCGGGCGCGGUUUGCCGACCCGGCCGAUGACGCGGCGCGCCUAGCGAAGGCCCUCAAGGGCGAGCGGCGGGCGCCCGACACGGAACCGCUGGUCGAGAUCCUCCCCGGGCUCACGCACGAACAGGUGAUGGAGCUGCGGGUGGAGUACAAGCGGUUGGUCAAGACGGGGUCGGAACGCAAGGGGGUCAAUAUCGCCAAGCACAUUCGGGCGCGGCUCAAGGACGAGGACGGCAACUUGAUGAAGGCGUGCUACGCGACGGCACUGGGGCGGUGGGAGUCGGAGGCGUACUGGGCCAACUUCUGGUACCAUGGCGACAAGACGCGGCGUGAGCUGCUGAUCGAGUCGUUGAUGGGGCGGACGAACGAUGAGAUCCGCCUCAUCAAGGAAGGGUUCAGCGACAAGAAGUAUGCCAAUAGCCUGACCAAGUGCAUGCGCACGGAGCUGAAGGAGGACAAGUUCAAGAAGGCGGUGCUCAUGGUGCUGGAUGAGCAGCGCAUGGAGGAGGUGGACGCCCAGGGCCGCCCGCUGCGUAUUGACUUUCGACUGGUGGACGACGAUGUCCGCGAGCUGCACCAUGCUGUGGGCAGUGAGAAGGGCGGUGAGAGCUUGAUGAUUUCUAUCAUCACUCAGCGCAGCGAUGCGCACUUGCGGGAGGUUCUGCGCGAGUACAAGGAGAAGUAUAAGGGUGCCAACUUUGCCAAGGAUGCGUUGAAGAAGAGCGGGAACCUAGUCGGCGAAGUCCUUGCGCACAUCCUCAACGGCGUCAUCAACAAACCCGUCCGCGACGCCAUGCUCCUACACCACGCGCUCACAGCCUCGCGGCGCGACGACCUACGCCGCGAGCUGCUUAUCUCGCGUCUGGUGCGGUACCACUGGGACGCGCAGCACAUGGCGCUCGUGCGGCGGGCGUACCGCGAGACGUAUGGGCGUGAUCUGCAGGAUGCGGUGCGCGAGGCGACGAAGGGGGAGUGGGGGGAGUUUUGUGUGCAGUUGUGUAUUGUGCGCAUGCCAGAUGAUGUGAAGAGGGUGGAGAGGGUGGAUAUUCAUUAUUGA
Dichotomopilus funicola is the source of this 2220-nucleotide messenger RNA. RefSeq lists its product as uncharacterized. The transcript has 2 exons. Gene Ontology annotation, cellular component: cytoplasm. The coding region runs from base 1 to 2220 and encodes 739 amino acids. The record is from RefSeq and is a predicted model, not a curated record. Gene Ontology annotation, molecular function: calcium ion binding; calcium-dependent phospholipid binding. NCBI's taxonomy places the organism in Eukaryota, Fungi, Ascomycota, Sordariomycetes, Sordariales, Chaetomiaceae.